UCCCCGUCCCCACCACUGGUCUUCCACCUUGUUCCUACCCGGUUACGAAGCUCCUCCCCAGCGACUGAGAGACGGAGAGGGGUCAGGGCUGGCAGAGCAGAGGCAAAUAGGGACUGCAGAACAGGGCCCUUGCAGUUGGUGCCGGGGCGGGAGGUCGGAGCGGUCAGCCAGGGGUCGGACCGAAGGAGACCACCGUGGGACAGCAGGGCCCUCAGGGAGAGGCUGUUGAGGAAACUCAGGGUGUACUGGCCACGGGCACCGUGGGGGUGCCUUUCAUGGUUUUCCCCGCUUUCCAGUCUUAAAGCUGAGAAAUAGCUCCCGUCAGGCGUUCAGGGGCCGUCCUAGGACGGGACCGUGCUCCUUCAGCCCAGGGACACUGGAGAGGGCUGCCGUGGCCCUCGCGGGGCGGAGUGAGCCGAGGCCGAGGGGGCGACGAGAGCGAGAGCGCCCUCCCUGGCCGUCACAGGCCUCCGGAGUCGCCCCCUCUGCUGAGUGGGUCUGGUUGCCCCUGGAGAGGGGACGGGACGACGCCCCUAGGCUUGGCCCCUGAUCCGCCUACAUGUGGCCGCUGACAGGAGCCCUAGAGGGAGCAGGCAAGGGGCGCGGCCUCGCAUCCCCGCCUCCCCGCCUCCCGGGUGCCGGGGCUGGCGAUGUGGAGACGUGAGGGGACCCGCCGGCUGCCCCGGCUUCUGCAGGCUUCUGCGGCCAGGCACCCGCGUAUCCCUGGGCGCCCACGGGAGGAGAGGCGCUGGGCAGCGAGCGGAGCUGGCGCCUGGGGCUCGCCAUGGGGCAUAACGGGAGCUGGAUCCCGCGGAACGGCAGCGAGCCACUCAACACGUCGGGUGCCCAGGCGGUGGGCGCGAACCAUACUGCGCCCGGGGAGCUGGGCGAGGCGCAUCUCUACCGCCAGUUCACCACCACCGUGCAGGUCGUCAUCUUCGUAGGCUCGCUGCUUGGAAACUUCACGGUGUUAUGGUCAACUUGCCGCACAACCGUGUUCAAAUCUGUUACCAACAGGUUCAUUAAAAACCUGGCCUGCUCGGGUAUUUGUGCCAGUCUGGUGUGCGUGCCCUUCGACAUCAUCCUCAGCACCAGUCCUCACUGUUGCUGGUGGAUCUACACCAUGUUCUUCUGCAAGGUCGUGAAAUUCCUGCACAAAGUCUUCUGCUCCGUGACAAUCCUCAGCUUCCCUGCCAUUGCUUUGGACAGGUACUAUUCUGUUCUCUAUCCACUGGAGAGGAAAAUAUCUGAUGCCAAGUCCCGUGAACUAGUGAUAUAUAUCUGGGCACACGCGGUGGUGGCCAGUGUCCCGGUGUUUGCAGUGACCAAUGUGGCUGACAUCUACGCUAUGUCCACUUGCACGGAAGUCUGGAGCAACUCCCUGGGCCACCUGGUCUAUGUCCUCAUCUACAACGUCACCACAGUCAUUGUGCCUGUGGCUGUGGUCUUCCUCUUCCUGAUCCUGAUCAGACGGGCCCUCAGUGCAAGCCAGAAGAAAAAGGUCAUCAUAGCUGCCCUGCGGACCCCACAGAACACCAUCUCCAUCCCCUAUGCCUCCCAGCGCGAGGCUGAACUGCACGCCACACUGCUGUCCAUGGUGAUGGUCUUCAUCUUGUGUAGCGUGCCUUAUGCCACCCUCGUGGUCUAUCAGACUGUGCUCAAUGUUCCCAACACUUCUGUCUUCUUGCUGCUCACUGCCAUUUGGCUGCCCAAAGUCUCUCUGCUGGCGAACCCCGUGCUCUUUCUUACUGUGAACAAAUCUGUCCGCAAGUGCUUGAUGGGGACCUUGGUGCAGUUGCACCACCGCUAUAGCCGCCGGAAUGUAGUUAGCACGGGGAGCAGCAUGCCCGAUGCCAGCCUGGAACCCAGCAUGCGGUCGGGCAGCCAGCUGCUAGAGAUGUUCCACAUCGGGCAGCAGGAAAUCUUUAAGUCUACAGAGGAUGAGGAAGAGAGUGAAGCCAAAUAUGCCGGUUCAGCUGACAUCCAAGCCAAGGAAAUUCUUCCUGGCUGCCUAGACCAAGAACAGGGGUCACGGUUUGUACCCCUGGCCCCACCCCCAGGCGUGGUGGACUCUACAUCCCAGGUGGCCCCAAUAGGUGCUAUGGAUCCCGAGAUAUUUCCUGACAAGUACUCCCUGCAGUUUGGCUUUGGGCCUUUUGAGCUGCCUCCUCAGUGGCUCUCGGAGAGCCGGCACAGCAAGAAGAGGCUGCUCCCACCAUUGGGGAACACCCCAGAAGAGCUAAUCCAGACAAAGAUACCCAGGGUGGGCAGGGUGGAGCGGAAGAUGACCAGAAACAACAAAGUGAGCAUCUUCCCCAAGGUAGACUCCUAGCCAGGACUAUGGAACCCUGGAAGAAGCCAGGAGGCUUGUGUUCUUGUCUCUUCCCCAUUCCCUCCCCCUACCCCAACACGCACAGUCUGGCCCUACAGUUUGUGUGAUCUCUUCACAGCCACCAGCCACUCCAGGUUGAUCCUCCUGUGUGACCCUACAUCUUCUGAUGGAAAGAAAUUCCGUAUCACAUUAGAUGUGCUCAUUUGGAAGGAGUGCU
This is a messenger RNA of Ochotona princeps (American pika), 2549 nucleotides long. It is a transcript of the gene GPR176, whose product is annotated as G protein-coupled receptor 176. The record is from RefSeq and is a predicted model, not a curated record. NCBI's taxonomy places the organism in Eukaryota, Metazoa, Chordata, Mammalia, Lagomorpha, Ochotonidae. Gene Ontology annotation, molecular function: G protein-coupled receptor activity. The transcript has 3 exons. The coding region runs from base 785 to 2332 and encodes 515 amino acids. Gene Ontology annotation, cellular component: plasma membrane. Gene Ontology annotation, biological process: G protein-coupled receptor signaling pathway.